GAAAGUAGGCAAACAUCGUAAACUGGAACUUAAAUGUCCAUUUUCAUUUAUGCUAGGGUGAUGCAACCAAUUGUUCUAUCCUGCACGCUGAAGGAACCAAACUUUAUCUAUCGGUGGUUUAAUUGAGAAUGAGAUCGUCGUUGAACAUCAAUGUCAAUGGACUUCUGCUGCUCUUAUGUGGAGUUAACCUGGCCGGCACACUUGGGUACAAACCUGUCAUCAUUGUUCACGGCCUCUUUGACGGCCCUAAACAAUUCCUUAUGAUGAGUCGUUUGAUACAAGAGGCCCAUCCAGGUACCAACGUGUCAGUGAUAGAUCUGUAUGAUAACAUGGCCAGCCUGAAGCCACUGUGGGUGCAGGUGCAGGGCUUCAAAGAGCUGCUCUAUCCAAUCAUGCAGGAGGCAGAGAAUGGCGUCCAUCUUAUCUGCUUCUCACAAGGUGGUCUGAUAUGUCGAGGACUUCUUUCUACACUUCCUGACCAUAAUGUCCAGUCCUUCAUCUCCCUCUCAUCACCACAGGCUGGCCAGUAUGGAGACACAGACAUUCUGAAAAUGGUUUUUCCUCACUAUCUAAAGGCCCGUGUUUUUCACGUGUGUUACUCUUCAGUAGGACAGAAAUUGUCCAUCUGCAACUUCUGGAAUGACCCACACCAAAGAGAACGCUUCCUGAAGAGCAGCAAUUAUCUGGCCCUGCUGAAUGGAGAGAGACCACACAGGGAAAUGACCGAGUGGAGGAAGAAUUUCCUGCGAAUCAACAAGCUGGUGUUGAUUGGAGGACCAGAUGAUGGAGUGAUUACACCAUGGGAGUCCAGUCACUUUGGAUUUUAUGACAUUAACGAAACCAUUGUUGAGAUGAAGAACCAGGAAUGGUACGGUAGGGAUUCGUUUGGGCUGAAGACACUGCAUGCUCGUGGAGACCUGGCUGUGUAUGUGCUCUCAGGAGUGAAGCACGGCUAUUGGCAUUCGAAUGAGACGGUGUUCAGAGGCUGCAUAGAGGAGUGGCUGACAUGAACAUGCUCACAUUCACACAUACACACUAAAUAUAAUGUUCACAGAAAAGGUUCUGCAAAUUGUCUUUAAUUGACAUGUCAUAGUUGUAUGUAGUGCCUAUUUUAUGUUUUUAUACAGUAUUGUUUGUGAUUAUGAAACAGCGAAAUCAAGUGUUUUUUGUGCAGUAAUAGGAAAUACACCGAAUGUAACUACAUUUCACAUGGUGUGUUCUUGCCCAAUGCUUUCACUCUUCUGGUGAAUCAGACUUGUUUCUCUCUUUGAAUAAAUCAGUGUGAUAAGG
Molecule: messenger RNA, 1290 nt
Organism: Salmo salar (Atlantic salmon)
Lineage: Eukaryota; Metazoa; Chordata; Actinopteri; Salmoniformes; Salmonidae
Gene: ppt2a
Product: Lysosomal thioesterase PPT2-A
Cellular component (GO): lysosome
Molecular function (GO): thiolester hydrolase activity
Source: RefSeq, marked provisional